This is a messenger RNA of Melopsittacus undulatus (budgerigar), 1327 nucleotides long. It is a transcript of the gene MAX, whose product is annotated as MYC associated factor X. Gene Ontology annotation, biological process: positive regulation of transcription by RNA polymerase II. Bases 109 to 597 code for a protein of 162 amino acids. Gene Ontology annotation, cellular component: RNA polymerase II transcription regulator complex. The record is from RefSeq and is a predicted model, not a curated record. Lineage: Eukaryota; Metazoa; Chordata; Aves; Psittaciformes; Psittaculidae. The transcript is spliced from 5 exons. Gene Ontology annotation, molecular function: protein dimerization activity; DNA-binding transcription factor activity.
CAACCCCCACAAUCCCCCGCGCCCCAGGGAGGUGGGGGCUCCCGGCGCUCCCCUCCGCGCCUGCGCACUGCGCGCUGUUGUUGUGGCGGCGCGGCCCGGCCGGUAGCGAUGAGCGACAACGAUGACAUCGAGGUGGAGAGCGACGAGGAGCAGCCGAGGUUCCAGUCUGCGGCGGACAAACGCGCCCAUCACAACGCGCUGGAGCGCAAGCGCAGGGACCACAUCAAGGACAGCUUCCAUAGCCUGCGGGACUCGGUCCCAUCCCUGCAGGGGGAGAAGCAACAGGCAUCCCGGGCCCAAAUCCUGGACAAAGCCACAGAGUACAUCCAGUACAUGCGCCGGAAAAACCACACACACCAGCAGGACAUCGACGACCUCAAGCGCCAGAACGCGCUGCUGGAGCAGCAGGUGCGUGCGCUGGAGAAGGCUCGCUCCAGCGCUCAGCUCCAAGCCACCUACCCCUCGCCGGACAACAGCCUCUACACCAACCCCAAGGGCAGCUCCAUCUCCGCCUUCGAUGGUGGAUCCGAUUCCAGCUCCGACUCGGAGCCCGAGGAGCCUCAGAGCAGGAAGAAGCUGCGCAUGGAGGCCAGUUAGGGACCCCCCCCCAUGGCUGUGUGAGGACUCUCUCCCUUCUCUCCCAGAGGCUCUUGGACUGCAGCUUCCCAAAGCCCUUUCCCUGCUCUAACCGAUGGGAAGCGGCCAGGCAGGGCCCCAACAGACUUGGGGGGCAAGGGGGGGCUCCAAGGAGGUGUCCCCAUCACCCCCCCCCCAACAACCAGCGAGCCCCUCGUCCUCCUCCCUUCUGGUUUUGUAUGAGCAUUUGUAUUUAUACCCGGGACCACAGCAGUCCUGAGCUGAACUGGGGCUGUGCAGCCCCCCCCAGCCCCCCAAAAGGCCAGGCCCCACAUAGGGGAGCUGCUCCUGCCCCCCCAUCAGGCAAGCACUGGAAGGAAGGGGGGGGUCUCGCUAUUUAUUCUCUGCGUGUGCAAUUCCAGCUGCCCCCAAUGCAUUUGGGGGGGGGAUACACACACACACAACACCUGCACCCCCUCUUUCCACAGCACAGAGCCAGGCUGGGUGCUCUCUGUGUGCAUCCUGACCCCCCCUUCCUUUCCUCUGUCCCCCUAUCCCCCUCUAUGGCAUUCUCUGAUCUCGAGCAUCCCCUCCCUGCCCCAUAGGAACCCCCCCCACCCCAUAUCCCCCUUUUGAUGCCAAUUCAUUCCAUGGAUCUAAGGUAUGUUGUACAUACUGCCCACAGUUGUCUUGCAAGUUGAGGCUUCCCUUUACUAUAAGACUCUAAAGAAUAAAAUGGGACAAAAAACCC